This is a messenger RNA of Loa loa (African eye worm), 209 nucleotides long. RefSeq lists its product as hypothetical. The annotation marks the transcript as partial. The transcript has 2 exons. The record is from RefSeq and is a predicted model, not a curated record. Lineage: Eukaryota; Metazoa; Nematoda; Chromadorea; Rhabditida; Onchocercidae.
GAGGUCAAACGGUGGCUCUAACAUUAUUAGGACCACCACCGGAACCUCUUACGCUGGAUGUUCAAGAAGUUUUGCAAAUGCGAGCACAUGAAAGUAAACCAGUUAUCAAUGAACCUAUACUCAUUGAGAACGAACGGAAAGAAGAAUGGAAACGAAAACGCGUGAAAGUUAUUAGGCAAAUGUUGGACGAAGAACGUCGGCAUGUUGAA